This is a messenger RNA of Suillus bovinus, 1633 nucleotides long. RefSeq lists its product as uncharacterized. The record is from RefSeq and is a predicted model, not a curated record. Lineage: Eukaryota; Fungi; Basidiomycota; Agaricomycetes; Boletales; Suillaceae. The transcript has 3 exons. The annotation marks the transcript as partial.
CGUCAAAUUUGGACUGUCGAAUGAUCAGGGCAACAAGAAUGCGAUCCUGAAUGAAGAGAUGCAAGUUACGGUGAUCUUAUGUAGCUUGGGCAGCAUGAAGUUCCUGAAGUAAGGCAACGGUGACUCAAGAACAAAUAAGUAGAGUCAGGCGUGUUGCCACGUUUUGCUUGUUUUAUUGUCCUCGUGCGGGGGAAUUGCGCAGGUAUUGCGGCCUCCGAUGCUUGCGAACAUGCCAGUCCAGGAUCGGAAGCAGGGAAGGACAGAUCCAUGCUUAAGUGGUGAGGCUUGCGGAUUGAUGGAUCGUUUUCCCUCCAAAUGUCAACCUCGGGAUAAUCUGCUGAUCAACUUGACUCACGCCUUUUUCAGCAAUUUAUAAUCAUAACCAAUAUUUUACUUUUACUACUGAUGGCUUCACAACCUUGGAAACCUUCACAACAUGUCGACAGAACGUCUCUCUCUACGAGACUUGCCUUACGACGUUCGUAUCCUCGUCUAUCAAGCCAUCCUGGACAAUCACCUGCGUGUGAAUCAAAAUCAGCAACCCUCCAAUAACCAUAUCCGUAUCCUUCAUACCUGCAGGCAGAUCUUCUAUGAAGCACGCGCAAUGUUCCAUAAGUAUGUCUCCCUGCGAAACGAUUGGGACGUGGAUCGCUACCUCACUUAUCUGGAUUCUGAGCCCAAAGCUGCGCCCAUAGUUCGUUGGGCUGAUGUUGCCAACGAUGGACGUGUCUUGGAGAGUACACACGGCCAGGUAUGUAAUAUUCUCUUCAUUGGCCCAGCCUCUCGGUUGUAUCUCGUAUUAGCAAAGUUCGUAUCGCUGGAGAAAUUACGAGUUUUCAACAUUCAUCGUUAUUAUCCCAAUACGAUCUCAUGUAGGUAUCAACUGAACUUCGAGGGAGCCUUGUUUCCCGCUGCAAAGGGUCAUAAGCCCCUCUUGCAAGCAUAUGAACUUCACCUGGAUCCGUCCACAAGGGCAAAUCCUUUCCAAACAAUCUCCUCGGACCGCAUCUGUUCGCUGCGUUUAUCAGGAGAUUGUCGUUUCAAGAAAACGUCUUUUCCUGCCCUGCGCCAUCUCACCAUCCGGGCCGUCACAAGCAAUGCAUUUGACCAGAUACGUUUCAACACAAGUUUUCCCAACUGCCAACUCGAUUCCUUCAUUCAUGCACAAGGUCAUCGACUUGGUUUCGAAAUUAGAAACGUCCAUCUGGAAUCUCUUGUGGCGGGACCUGGGUCACGCCUUCGUAAACUCGUCCUAUUGGGCAGUAGCCGACUCUCGAGUGCAGCUAUCGCUUCAUGCCUCCGCAGUUUGCCCACGUUAGAGUACUUUGCUCUCUCAUUGGUGACUGUAAAUGAGCUGCGUGAAAACUUUAUUCUAGCUCUGGGUCCCUCGCUCCAAGUGCUCAAGUUACAAAUAACUCAUGCGUGGUAUGCAGUACCCCUAUUCGAAGAAGAACGAGUUAUUUGUGAUACGAUAGAGGAUACAAUUCUGCUUCGGCACUUGCCUCACAAAGUGGCAUAUGUCUCAUUUCAUAGUCAGUUAAUGACCGAGCAUGGCCGACAAGAUAGGUGGAGAAACAUUGCCGCUGCACAGCACAUAUCACUAAAGAUAGGGCCCUGGGAAGACGACGAAGAA